Messenger RNA from Antechinus flavipes (yellow-footed antechinus), 2901 nucleotides. RefSeq names its product spondin-2-like. The record is from RefSeq and is a predicted model, not a curated record. The coding region runs from base 227 to 1219 and encodes 330 amino acids. Gene Ontology annotation, cellular component: extracellular matrix. Gene Ontology annotation, biological process: cell adhesion. The transcript has 6 exons. Lineage: Eukaryota; Metazoa; Chordata; Mammalia; Dasyuromorphia; Dasyuridae.
AGAGUCCAGCAGCUUUGGAAGGCGUCAAACAGGAAGGUCUAAAGGUGACCCUUCCUCGUUGGCCAGAGGGGGCCCCUGCUCAGGCAUAAAUAGGCUGCUCGUGCUGCCCUGCUCACAGACCGCCGCCGAGCAGUGCUGCCCGCUGCCAGCCUUCUGCCAGCCAGCACAGGUGCCCCGCAGCCCUCAGCCUGCCAGCCCCGCUCCUGCCCGCAGCUCUCCUGAGGAAAUGGAAAAUUUGAUGCAUGUCUGCCGCUCUUGUAGAGCUGUGGGGACCCUCCUCCUGACAGCCCUGAGUUGGAGCAGCUGCUUGCCAGUGGGGGAAGAGAAAGUUUGUACAGCCCCAGGUCUGGGGAGGUACAGUAUCUCCUUCACUGGGAAAUGGAGCCAGACAGCUUUCCCCAAGCAGUACCCUCUCUUCAGACCCCCGGCACAGUGGUCCUCCUUACUAGGUGCGACACACAGCUCUGACUAUAGCAUGUGGAAGAAGGAUGAGUAUGUCAGCAAUGGGGUUCGGGAUUUUGCUGAAAAGGGUGAAGCAUGGGAACUGAUGAAGGAAAUCGAGGCGGCCGGUGAGAAAAUUCAGAGUGUGCACAGUGUUUUCUCAGCAUCAGCAAUUCCCAGUGGCACAGGACAGACCUCCACUCAGUUAGAGGCUCAUUCCAGGCAUUCACUAGUGUCUUUCCUAGUGCGGAUUGUUCCCAGCCCUGACUGGUUUGUUGGAGUAGAUAGCAUCAAUCUUUGUGAAGGAAAUCGAUGGAAAGAACAAGUCACCUUAGACCUUUUCCCCUACGAUGCUGGGACAGAUAGUGGGUUCACAUUCUCCUCCCCCAACUUUGCUACCAUCCCCCAGGACACAGUGACAGAGAUAACAUCAUCAUCCCCCAGCCACCCCGCAAAUUCCUUCUAUUACCCCAAGCUGAAAUCUCUGCCUCCCAUUGCCCGAGUGACCAUGGUGAGAAUCAAAAAGAGGCAAAGGGUCUUCGUCCCCACUCCCCCUGUCAUGGUCCGCAUGGGGAAUGAGAUCGAGGAUGCUCUUUCAGAAACCCCUCUGGACUGUGAAGUCUCCCUGUGGUCUUCCUGGGGUCUGUGCACAGGUCCGUGUGGAGAGACAGGCGCUAAGAGCCGCACCCGCUACGUUCAUCUGCAGCCAGCCAACAACGGGACCCCCUGCCCAGACCUGGAAGAAGAGACUGCAUGUGAACCUGACAACUGUAUCUAAGGAACAUGGCGGACCCAGCCAGCCAAGUGCCCACACCCCUCCUGGUUAAUCACUGGGCUCCAGGCUGAAGCUGGCAGAGGAGUGAGUCCUGGGGAAUCCAGGUGUGGCCAUGACUUGCCAUGGGACCUUAUUGACCGAGCAACCCUCUGUUCAGCCGGGACGACCAAUUGUGUCAGAUGUUCCUGAUAAAUUUCUAAAAUUCAUGCAGCUUUCUGACUUGGGAUGAGAGACCCAUAGCCCCAAUAAUCUCUCCCAGGAUGGUAGAAGUGCUCACAGCACCCUCUAGUGACCGAAUGGGAGGUUUCUUUCUGAACAAGUUGGAUUCUUUUCUGAAAACUGAGUUUUCUAAUACGUAGGGAACCAACCAGUAUGUUCACCUCCUCCAACGCUGGCAUGUCUGCCCCCUCACCCUCCCUCUCCUACAAUCCCACAUCAAUAACAAGAUUCUAGAAAAAUCACAACAUUUGGAGAAACAAUGUGACAAGGGGCUCUGGUACGUUCUAUCACACUUCAAGGGUCCAUGAUUUCCUGCACGGUCAGUCCCUCCACUGAGGCAGAUAAUAACCCCUCCUCCUACAUACUUUAUUAGAUUCUAGGAUCACAGAUUUAAAAUUUGGACUUUAGAAAUCAUCUAGUCCAAUGUCCUCAUUUUACAAAUGAAGAAACUGAGGCUAGAAAAAUUAACUGAUUUGUUCUAAAUUAUACAAGUACUAAAUGACAGGGUCAGGAUUUGAACCAAGUCCUUUGAUCUCAGAUCCUAUGCUCUUGCAUUGACUGCAUCACACUGUCUCCUCUACAUUUUUGAGUCACUGUUAACCACCACCCCCCAAAAAAAAAAAAAGAAAUCACUGCCCAGUCCCUAGCUGGUCAGUCUUAUGGAGAUGCGCUUUUCCUGGCUUGGUUAAUAGUCACCAGAUAUACAGACUUUCUCCCAGCUUAUACUUUCUGACUUGAUAGACUAUUUGGGAGUUUUUGCUUUGCUGAUAUGUUCUCCCAGGGCUCAGGGCUACUUCUAUCAGCCAUGGGACCCUUGGAGGAAGUUUUCAGUGAAUGUUAAUGUUGUCCUAAUGGUCAUUCAAUGAUUGGCUAACAAAAGUCACAGCGGUAUCUCUCAAAGUUACAGUGAGGUUUGGAUCAUGUAUUGAUAGUAUUGAUCAGGGCAAUGUUACAUGAAUCAGUUCCUCCAGAAAGUUUAUUUAUAUACAUUUGAGGCUAAUGAUAAUGAUAUCCUGGAUUAUGAUUUCUUUUUUUAGUAAUUUAUUAGCUUUAAGCAAACCUUUACAUGACCUUUUUAUUUUCUUUUAAAUUUAGAGAAAGGAUAUCUCCCAGGAACCUUUAGGCCUCAGAGGAAUGGAAAUGAGAGAGGGUAGAGAGUAGCAAGAUGCUACUACAAGUUGCUACAGUGAGACCUUGGGCAGCCUCCCAUCCCUUUCCCCACUCCCAAAUAUACCUAUUUGUCCCCAGGUUGGAGUAAUCCAAUUGCUAGCACCCGAAAUGUGGUUGUGGCUGGGAUCCCAUCAGAUCCAGCUGGUUUUGUUCCUGUGGUUUUGUCAGAUGGUCACUUGAACAGGGGUCAAAACAAGGAAUGCUUAUGAACAGAAAAUCUGAAAAGAUUGACCUCAUUUUUUAAAAUGUUACUGAUCUCUUUGCACAUAAAUAAAAUGUCUAUGUUUCUUCACAAA